GAGCUUGCUUUGGCUUUCCCGCUUGUGCUCCAGAACCUGACCUAUGCUUCUGGGAUCAUUCGCGAUGGGGACAAGAUGGUGGACAGGAGCAAAGUCACCUAUCACCCCGGAAAGUUCGCAAGUGACGAAGAGUUCGUGGUGGACAAAGCUGCGGGCUUCUUUGCCGUGCUUCAUGAUUUCAUUUCGCUGGACCCAGAUGGACAGGCUGCUGCAACGGCGUGCCCGCACGGACUCAUUCCAAACAUCAUGCCGUGCAUCAAGGCCGCCUCUUGCGUGAUUCAGUCUGCCGUUCCCGAUGUCGUGGACAUGGAGAUCUAUGCAGGCAUGCUUGAACAGAUGACCAGGUUUGAACAGAUCCUGUGGCCCCUCUUGAGGGAUGGGCUUAUGCAUGAGACAGGUGGAGAGACACUUACUGACGACCUCGUCUUCCCAGAGGCAUACACCUGCGAUGACAGCGUGCACACACCUGACCCAAGCGUACCCACAGUACCCGCAGCAUUGACGCAGCUGACGGCUUCGACCGAGCAUGCCGCAACCUUGGCCAUGGCAGCGGCUAUGCAUGAGGCAGCUGUCGCAAGUCAUCGGGUGAUGGACUCCCACGUGGCAAACAGUUCGAUGGAUGCCACAAUUAACAAGCUUCAGCAAACUUGGCAUGAUGUUUGCCAAAAGACUGGUUGCGAUCACACGAACUAUUGGGACAUCUUCUUCCGGCACCACGAGCACACCUUGAACUUGAUUGCUGUUGGUCACCCAGCGCUGCUCCGCUCCGACAUCAAGAUGCGCUUCCAGCUGCAGCACCGGGUGCAGAGCGCAUCCCAGGAUAAUCAUCGAGACUUCAGUUUCAUUGAGAAGUAUGCUCGCAUGAACCAAGAGCAGACAUAUUCCUGGGAUGUGGCCGUGGCCUACCAUCGCAGAAACAAAGAGGCUUUGAAUUCACUCGCCAUGGAGAUCGUCAACUCUCUCCCCGAGUCCAGGACGGAACGCUUGGUUGACAGGCAGAAGCUGAAAGAGGAAGAUCCAAAGGUCGAUGCAUUUGGCAUCAGUCGAUCAUGGCUGGGUGAAGUUCCCAGUACUUUCGUCUUUCUCUACCAAGGUGUGACAGGCAAUGCCCAGUGGGCCCGUCGUCGCCGUCGCCGCCGGUUCUGGAAGGCGAUUGUGGCUGCUCCUUGUUGUAUGUUGGAGGGGGGACAGUCGGUCGUGCAAAGGGUCGCGAAAGCCAUCGGAUCGCUACUUUCAUGCAUCGGCGACUUCGGAAAAUUUGCCGCCACAGGCUACACCAGAGCUUUCAGUACCAGCACGGCCGGGAGCGUCGGGCUCAGCGCAGGCAGUACGAACUUCUUGAAGGAUAUCCUUGGGGGAAGGAGACCCUCUGGCUGGAUCUCACUCGAUAUGGGGUUCUCCGUUGGAUCCACGAGUGAGGUCUGGUGGGCAGGUUCAGGGUUCAGCGGCUCCCUUGUUUGCGAUACCAAUGGCGCGUGUUCAAUCUACGUCGCUGUGGCCUUGCUAGCUACUGGGAAUGCGAAAAACCCAUGGAACCCGCUGUGUCCCAUGGGUCCUACUUGGGCCGGCAUGGACUGCAGUCACUGCGCAGGGGCAGCUGUGACCAUUUUGUGCUGCAAUUUUGAUCUCACGAAUGGACAUAACAGCUGCAGGUAA
Messenger RNA from Symbiodinium pilosum, 1656 nucleotides. NCBI's taxonomy places the organism in Eukaryota, Dinophyceae, Suessiales, Symbiodiniaceae. The record is from the annotation of a GenBank genome assembly.